AUGGGAGGGUCCAAUGUGAAAGGUUUGGAACCCCUCCCCUUAUAUAUAAAACAAAGACUCCGCCUCCAAUAUGUGGCAUUCAGUGUGUGUCCACACCAGGGUAGAAUUGGCACCAUGCUCUCCAGAUCAGCCAUGCACGUGCCACAUUAUGCCCCUUCCAUGUUCAGGGAGUUUGACAGAUGGAAGGGCUAUCUGAGCCUUGCGAAAGUGGUUACGGAGAUCAUCGCGGAACGCAAGAAGGUCCCAUUUCCAUCUCAGAGUUUGGACACAAUGGAGUACGACAUGCAGCUAGUCCUCAACGAGGACAACUUUGAAACAGCAUCACAAUGGGUUAAUGGAAGCAGUUCCAGCAGCAAGAGCUCCAAAGGUAGUGCCAAUGGCCAGGCUUCCCAAAACAAGGAGAUUUGCAAUUUCUGCAAACACAACGGGGAAUCCAAGCAGGUCUAUUCGUCCCACCGGCUGAAGGGGAUGGACGGCACCGUGGAGUGCCCCAUCUUGCGCAAAUACACCUGUCCGCUCUGCGGUGCCACGGGCGAAAAGGCCCAUACUUUAAAAUACUGCCCACUGAGCCAAGGGAAGAGGUCGCUGUAUCGCAAGUGCGGACGUAACUCGGCUGGACGCAAGGUUUGGAGAAUGGAAGCCCAAUUCUCUUAGACUACAUUUAUGUGUCAGUUGCCUAGUGUGAUGAUUCAUGGGCCCUGCAGUCCUAUUCCUGACAGUAUUGUGGCAGAUGAGGAGGAAAAUAUGGAGUUUUCCCCAGAUUUCCGGUCGGAGUCAGAGCCUUGGCAGCUGCCUGAAGUUCUAGUCCAAGAACCAAUUAAACCUGACCUUGGUGGGAACUCUCCCCCUUAUGGGAGAAAACAGGCUUACACGACUGAUAGAGGAUUGAGAGAAAAAUUUAGAAGUAGUGCUCGCCUUGCUGCCAAAUAUGCCACUGAUUAGAAGUAUUUCCCCUGAGAAAAUACGGGGAGUCUUGCACCUGCAAGCUGGUUUCCUUCGCUCCCUGUUCUCUAGGGAAAGUGAUUGUUGUUUGGGGAAACGAGACCCAAUAUAGGGAAAUUGCGCGAAGGAUUCCUUGCGGAGUCAAUUCGUCAGCUCCUGGAGAGAGGUCAUGUGUGUGUGGACUUCGAAUCCUGUUCCUUGCCUCCUGAAUCUAGUUCCAAGCCUUGUCCUCGUCUCACGGAUUUACCACAGAUCUUGUUCCAUGCUUCAAGUUGCUUUGCCUUUAGCCACAGCUCCAGCCACGUUCCAAGUAACUUUCAGCCUUGUGUCAAGCUUCAUUGGAUUCAAGACUUUUUCUGUUUUCCCAACGCUUUGCUUGGCAAAGCGUGUGUUGCGGUUAUUGGAUUAUAAUCUUUGGACUCUAAUAUUUCAUAUUGGACAAUAAUCUGCUGGACUAUAUUUGGCCUCAUUUGAAAGGUCUGCUUCUGAACUUUAUUCUACACUUGUUUUUAUUGACUUUAUAUAUUCCUUUAAUAAAGAUAUUAGAUAGAA
Anolis carolinensis (green anole) is the source of this 1494-nucleotide messenger RNA. RefSeq names its product nanos homolog 2-like. Gene Ontology annotation, biological process: negative regulation of translation; oogenesis. Gene Ontology annotation, molecular function: zinc ion binding; mRNA binding. The coding region runs from base 1 to 654 and encodes 217 amino acids. Gene Ontology annotation, cellular component: perinuclear region of cytoplasm. The transcript is spliced from 3 exons. NCBI's taxonomy places the organism in Eukaryota, Metazoa, Chordata, Lepidosauria, Squamata, Anolidae. The record is from RefSeq and is a predicted model, not a curated record.